AUGCAGCACUCUAGUUCACUGGCUGCAAAGUUCCCAUCAUGGUCGCAAAUACCAAUCGACAUAAAACUCGACUUACUGCAUUGGCUUCCUUCUGGUUUACUUUGGAGGCUGCGAACGUUGCAACGAGAGAUGAAUGAACUCGUGCAAGAUGUACUGAAAACGAGAAUCCGGUCACUUUCACAUAAUCCAGCUAGUAUUAAACAGAUUGGCAACCUGUUUACGGACUGUAAUAUGGGCGAUGUCAAGCUAGUUGCCCUGUGGAGAGAGGUUAGCUUAGCGGUAAUACCGCCGUUAAUUAUUGGGGAAGUGCUUCAGGCAUUUGCUGAAGCUCAGGCCGAGGCCGAUCGCAAGGUGGAAGGUCUAGAUUUACAGCCAGUAACGAACUUGACUCGUCGAGAUCAUGCCUCGUUUGUUGUAAGGCCAGCGAAACGAACAGGAACUAUCUUGAAUACCCUCAGUUUAGAUGCACCAACCUUACGGGAAGUGAUAAUGAAUUUAACCACGGGUCAGGAUGGAAUUGUGUUUGGUUGGGGUUUGGGUGCCUUGACAUCCGCGAGAAUAGCCAACUACCGGAUGGCCCUCAAAGUGCUGAUAGUGCACAUAAAUUUGUCAUGCUCAGAUUUGCAGGUGUUGAUGAGGGACAUGUUUGCACGUUGGCAACGGGCACUCAGAGACUAUGAAAUCCUGGCGCAGGACUCGACGUGGUUGGAAUUAGACAAGAUCACUCUCAGAGAGGAAUUCUCUGCAAUAUCCUUGUCUGGGUGCAUGGAAGCCUACAAUGACAUGAAGCACGUAUAUCGAUACGGAAUCAUCGUCAACGAAGACGGUUAUGAUUACUUUGAAUUCACUCCAGAAAAGUCAUCCAAUCUACUCUUCACUUGCUUUUAUCUGGUCGACGGCCAUGGAGAAGUAAAACUCACUCAAGCUUCAGCAAAGACCUGGACAAAGUCUCCAGCAGAACGCUACGUUGAUCACCUUCGUCAAUGUAUCUCGCGAGUCGUCAAGGCGCUUGUCAAUCAGGUCUAUGAAUCUAGUCAGCAAGAUGGUGCCAACAACAGUCUCUGUAAAGGUAUUGCUCAAUCUCUAUGCAGCAUUUACGUGGAAAUCAACCAGGAUCUCUUACAAGUAUGUCCUGAUCUCGUGCGCGAAAACGGUGCUACUCUUGUAUUGGGGUUUGUCAUUCAGGAGGAAGGAAUACUUCUCGACGACAUGCUGUUUGCUUCUGUCGGUGAUUCAAGCAUGAUGCUGGUUGAUGCUGAUAAAGGCAUACCGCUGAAAGUGUGGAAGCGUGAUAUUGAUAGUCUGCCAGCUACAUGCUCUUGGGAAGGCAAGCGAAAUACUCUUGCUUCGUUUCCAUUCGCAGUCAAGGAAGGACAGACACUGGAAAGAUUGAAGGAAGACUUUCGAAGUGUUGGCUCUUUCUGCCGGCCCAAUACGAACAGCAAAGGUGAAAAGGGUCACAGUCUCUUUUCACCAAGAAGUCCAUACAGCUUGAAUAUGAUCAACACGCUCGGCAAUAUGAAUCACGAUGGCCGUUUAUUGUCCAGAACAAAUGUGUAUAGAAUACCCACAAGUCUCACCACAGAAAUUCCAAAUCUUGUCGCUGUUUUUUGCUCUGAUGGUGUGAAGGAUCAGAUGCAAGCUGAAAACAUUGCAGCCUUCUUCACUUCGAUUGAUCAAGGGCUUGCUCAUACCGGUGGAAUACCUCGCGAGGAGGCUGGAUUUAUAGAUAUUGAUGAGCUCUUUCGAAAAGUGCGACCAGUUGGUGUCCUCGAAGACGCUAGUGAUGAAAGAGCGGCUAGAGAAAUUACGGAAGCCGCACAAGCGUGUGAUGAUGACGGCAUCAAUUUGCCGGCCAUAUGCACGGCGCUGGUACACACAGCUAUAGCACGAAGGUCGUUUGAUGAUUGCACCGUAUUGGCCGUGAAUCUCUCACAGCGGAAUUCAUCACGCCAGUCGACUUACGAAGCAUCGCAUCUGCCAUCACGCAUAAACGAUAAGAUUGAACCAGUGGUUGUGGUAGUGACGUCAGAAGAAACUGCUAUUUUCGGCUCCACAUCCACAGUGCAAGUACAAUCUGAAACUGUUACCGAAGUGGUCCCAGGAAGUACCACUGAACAAGUAUUGAGCUCUUCGAUACAGUAUGAUAUUCCAGAACCAGUCAAGGCUGCAGAGAAGGCUGAAGCAUUCAGCUCGUGGACCCAGCAUGAUAGUGUAGAACCAGACACGUCUCAAGAGAAGGCUGAAGUACUGAGCUCUUUGACACACUCUGAUGUUGUAGGACCAGACAGCUCUGAAGAGAAGGCUGAAGUAAUGAGCUCUUUGACACACUCUGAUAUUGUAGAACCAGACAGGUGUAAAGAGAAAAUGUCUGCUGAUUUGUCUUUAGAGAGGAAACGAAUGCUUGAUGAGAAUGACGAGCAGGAGAUACACGCAGCUGGUCAGCAGAGCCCCGACUCUGAAGCCAAUAAGAAACUCAAAAUCUGA
Messenger RNA from Synchytrium microbalum, 2487 nucleotides. RefSeq lists its product as uncharacterized. The transcript has 8 exons. The record is from RefSeq and is a predicted model, not a curated record. Bases 1 to 2487 code for a protein of 828 amino acids. NCBI's taxonomy places the organism in Eukaryota, Fungi, Chytridiomycota, Chytridiomycetes, Synchytriales, Synchytriaceae.